This is a messenger RNA of Phytophthora nicotianae INRA-310, 312 nucleotides long. RefSeq lists its product as hypothetical. Lineage: Eukaryota; Oomycota; Peronosporomycetes; Peronosporales; Peronosporaceae. The record is from RefSeq and is a predicted model, not a curated record. Bases 1 to 312 code for a protein of 103 amino acids. The transcript has a single exon.
AUGAUGCGGUUCUACGAGCUUAUUCUCUCGUGCCUGCUGAUCUCAUCUAUUGGAGCGAGCACGUGGAAUGGCGCGUGGAAACGAGCGGAAAUGGUGGAGUCCCUACAAAGAACUGGAGGUGUUGAAGAACCCAAAUCCAGCAAUCCGAAAGGUAUCGCUGAAAUUUCCGACAGAUUCUUAAAAACCCAAGGCAAAUCUGAUGACGAUUCAGACGAUGAUAAGGACGACGACGAUGACGAUGAUUCAGACGAUGACAAGGAUUCUGAUGAUGAUAACGACGACUCGGACGACGACAACGAUGAUUCAUGCUAG